AUGACUGAUUUGAAAGAGGCUGUGGUUGAGGCAGAGAGGGCGCUCCGCAAGUUGCGGGGCCGUAUUCUGGCGGAGCGGGCGGGGGCAGGUCAUGAGGAGACAAUGGCCGCCAUCGAGUGCGCCCAGGAUGCUUUCCGCAAAAGGUUCGACCGGCCGCGCGCAGCGGGCAGGAAGCGUUUGCCCGCGAAACGCCUGAGUACGUUGGCGCGGUCAGUGAAACACCAGAAACGGAUGCGCAAGGUGGCGGAGACAGCUCUGCGGAAGGAGAGAGCGGACAAGAUGGGCAAUCGCAUCCAGAGCAUUUGGUACGUGCGGGCUGCUAUGGCAGACCCGACGGUGCCAGCCCGAACGCUAGAGUCAUUCUUCCGGGAUUUUCCGGCGCAGGAAACAAAGAACAUCUCGACAUUCAGCAUCUCUCGUGUCCGCGAUGCGAUUGCGGAGAUAAUAAAGAAGUUGAACCGCCGCAGGAUAGAACUCGCGAUGGCCAGCAUGCCAGCGGGCUGGCACGCGAGAGAAACGCACCCAGUGUUCAUUCGCCAUAUACACGACGAAGCGUGCAUGAGGAUGAACUCUUUCAUGAAGGACGAAGACGAGCGGUACAAUUUGCACGCUCCUGUCGUACGCGCUCGCUCCUCCAAAGUCCAGAAUGACGUGGUCAGCGUCCACUUCCAGGAUUCAGCGUUGGAGCACUUUGUCGAGUUGAAGCCAUUGGCGCGCAAGAGCGCCAAGACGAAUGCCACGAGCCUGAUCUGUGUGUUGAGCGAUGUCGUCUCUGCGCUGUGGCCGGGCGUUCGGAAUCCGCACGGCGGUCGCCUACGUCUGAUCCAUGUUGUGAUGGGCGACGGGAUCAGCACGAAUGCGAGCGCUGUGCGUCGGGUGUGGCGGUUCAUGAAAGAAUCAGGCUUGCCCAUGCGUUAUUCUUUGGUCGUGUGGAGAUGCGCCUCCCACGUUGCCAACCUGGUGGUGAUGACAGCCAUCUGCGGCAGAGUUGUCUCCCGACCCGUGGGGAGAGAUCGCUUGUGCGAUACGUGUAGCAAGUUCUACAAAUAUCUGCUGGCUGACUACCAGGAGGAGUUUGCCUUCCAUCUCCGCAGGUACGUCGUUGACAACUUUCGCCUGGUCCCCUUCCCCGAGCACCACGACGCUCUUCGCGGUCGGGCCCAGGCCAGAUUGUUGCAGCAGCUGUACGGGAAGAGGGCCUUGCCAGAUAAGUUGCUGGACUUCUUCAAUGGGCGGUUGGGGUCGCUCGAGCAUGUAGGCCCGCACACUUCAGAUAUGAAGGCUUUGCAGUCGGAAGCGUACGCCUUGAUCCAGAAGUACUGCUUCAAAGUGGAAGACAACCCCGUGGUAACGCGGUUCUUUUUUCUCUUCGCGGAUGCAGAGUUCGGUUUCCUACGGUUCUCGAUGCUUAAUGUGCCAGUUGGCGUCCUCAGCACAGGUUGCGUGGUACCCAGGCAGGACUCGCAGGAACGCUUGAAGUUUCUCCGCGAGCUCCUCGCCGACCCUGACUGCCAGAAGCACCUGCACAAGGUUGCCUUAUGCUUGCGCGUUGCCCUCUAUGCGACGUGUCUUACUGCGCAAUCGGCCGACCUGGAAGGCCGCCCGCCGCUGGUGGCGCGGCUGGGAGACGGGGAAGUACAGGCCAAGACGACGCAGGACCUCGCAGAGAUGCUUCCCCUUCUGGGUUCGGACCCAGAGCUCGACGUGGCAGACGCGGUGAAGGCGUUGCUGACCACCCAGACGCAUAUCCACAUCAGGUUCUCCUCCUUCAACGGGUACCCCUCGAGAUUGUGGAAGUUGUGCAGGAAGUACAACCCUGUUUCCUAUUCGUCAGCGAUAGAGGACGCCGUGUCGCACCCCGUUGUGAAAUCUUGGCUGGCUGCCCAGCGGGCGAUCGAAGCGUCGACGAAGUCCGCCACCUCUCGCGCGCGGCCUCUUGGUGAUGCCGUGUGCGACGAGAUCGUGUCGGCGAAGACCCACGUGGCGGUGGCGGCUGGCGUCGCGCUCCCCGAAAUGGGUGCGCCCGCGGAGGAUGAGAUAACCGCUCUGCAGGCCGUGGGCAAGGUGAUCGUGGCGCAGAUGAAGCGAUCGCCAGAGCCGCAGUCCGCCUGCGGCCUGGUUGCCGCCGCGCCCCCCGCGUUCCAGAAGGACGACAUCAUUGUCUUGUCCGUGAAGAAAUACAAGGAGACUUACAACGGCAAGAAGGCCAAAGUGCUGCUCACCAACACGCGCCAGGUGAAGGUCGAGCUCGUGGAUGGCAAGGAGGUGAAGUGGUUCAGCAAGGAGUGCUGCAAGGCCAUCGUGCCCGCGGGCGGGGCGCCCGAGGCAGCGGGGAAGCGGCCGCAGCCUGAUGGCCAGGCCGAGGGGGCGAAGGCAAAGGCCCCGAAGCUCGCCGGAGACUCUGCGAGUGCGGACAGCCAGACACUUGUCCGGGAUAUGUUUGGCAUGCUGAAUCAGAGCUGA
Molecule: messenger RNA, 2463 nt
Organism: Prorocentrum cordatum
Lineage: Eukaryota; Dinophyceae; Prorocentrales; Prorocentraceae
Source: the annotation of a GenBank genome assembly